Molecule: messenger RNA, 264 nt
Organism: Caenorhabditis remanei
Lineage: Eukaryota; Metazoa; Nematoda; Chromadorea; Rhabditida; Rhabditidae
Exons: 2
Coding region: 1-264 (87 amino acids)
Source: RefSeq, a predicted model, not a curated record
AUGAACCGUGCUAUUCUUUCCUUGGCUAGAAACCAGCAGUUCAUUCGUCGCUCGCUCCACAAGGGAGUCGACUCUACUCCACCACUCCGUUUCACCUCUAUCAGCGAGAAGGUCGCUCUUUACGGACUCAUCUGCGUUGCUUUCAUGGCAUACCCAACUUCCGUCCUCUUCAGACUUGACGAUCUCCGUCCAAGACCAGACAAUGCUCUUGCUCCAGAGGUCCAAGAAGAGAUCGAUGCUCGUGCCGCUGCCCGCAGAAAGUAG